Molecule: messenger RNA, 2243 nt
Organism: Suncus etruscus (white-toothed pygmy shrew)
Lineage: Eukaryota; Metazoa; Chordata; Mammalia; Eulipotyphla; Soricidae
Gene: PPP2R1A
Product: protein phosphatase 2 scaffold subunit Aalpha
Exons: 15
Coding region: 63-1832 (589 amino acids)
Biological process (GO): protein dephosphorylation
Cellular component (GO): cytoplasm; protein phosphatase type 2A complex
Molecular function (GO): protein binding; protein phosphatase regulator activity
Source: RefSeq, a predicted model, not a curated record
CCCUCCGACCCCGUUUCAACACGGCGCUGGCCGCAGUCUGACAGGCACGGGACGGAGCCAAGAUGGCGGCGGCCGACGGCGACGACUCGCUCUACCCCAUCGCGGUGCUCAUAGACGAGCUUCGCAACGAGGACGUCCAGCUUCGCCUCAACAGUAUCAAGAAACUGUCCACCAUCGCCUUGGCCCUGGGGGUCGAACGCACCCGCAGUGAGCUUCUGCCCUUCCUCACAGACACCAUCUACGAUGAGGAUGAGGUGCUCCUGGCGCUGGCCGAGCAGCUGGGCACCUUCACUACGCUCGUGGGGGGCCCCGAGUUCGUGCAUUGUCUACUGCCGCCGCUGGAGUCUCUGGCCACGGUGGAAGAGACAGUGGUGCGUGACAAGGCAGUGGAAUCCCUGCGCGCCAUCUCCCACGAGCACUCGCCCUCUGACCUCGAGGCCCACUUCGUGCCACUCGUCAAGCGGCUGGCAGGGGGUGACUGGUUCACCUCCCGCACCUCGGCCUGCGGCCUCUUCUCCGUCUGCUACCCCCGCGUGUCCAGCGCUGUCAAGGCUGAGCUGCGCCAGUACUUCCGGAACCUGUGCUCAGACGACACCCCCAUGGUGCGGCGGGCCGCAGCCUCCAAGCUUGGGGAGUUCGCCAAGGUGCUGGAGCUGGACAACGUGCGGAGCGAGAUCAUCCCCAUGUUCUCCAACCUGGCCUCGGACGAGCAGGACUCGGUGCGGUUGCUGGCAGUGGAGGCGUGCGUGAACAUUGCGCAGCUGCUGCCGCAGGAGGACCUGGAGGCCCUGGUGAUGCCCACGCUGCGGCAGGCGGCCGAGGACAAGUCCUGGCGUGUCCGAUACAUGGUGGCCGACAAGUUCACGGAGCUCCAGAAAGCGGUGGGGCCCGAGAUCACCAAGACAGACCUGGUCCCCGCCUUCCAGAACCUGAUGAAAGACUGUGAGGCCGAGGUGAGGGCUGCAGCCUCUCACAAAGUCAAAGAAUUCUGUGAAAAUCUCUCAGCCGACUGCCGGGAAAACGUGAUCAUGACCCAGAUCCUGCCCUGCAUCAAGGAGCUGGUGUCUGACGCCAACCAGCACGUGAAGUCGGCGCUGGCCUCGGUUAUCAUGGGGCUGUCCCCCAUCCUUGGCAAGGACAACACGGUCGAGCACCUCCUGCCACUCUUCCUGGCUCAGCUGAAGGACGAGUGCCCCGAGGUGCGGCUGAACAUCAUCUCGAACCUGGACUGCGUGAAUGAGGUCAUCGGCAUCCGGCAGCUGUCGCAGUCGCUGCUGCCCGCCAUUGUGGAGCUGGCUGAGGACGCCAAGUGGCGCGUGCGGCUGGCCAUCAUUGAGUACAUGCCCCUGCUGGCUGGGCAGCUGGGGGUGGAGUUCUUUGAUGAGAAGCUCAACUCCCUGUGCAUGGCCUGGCUCGUGGACCACGUCUACGCCAUCCGCGAGGCGGCCACCAGCAACCUCAAGAAGCUGGUGGAGAAGUUCGGCAAGGACUGGGCCCAUGCCACCAUCAUCCCCAAGGUCCUGGCCAUGUCGGGGGACCCCAACUAUCUGCACCGCAUGACCACGCUCUUCUGCAUCAAUGUGCUGUCGGAGGUGUGCGGCCAGGACAUCACCACCAAGCACAUGCUGCCCACCGUGCUGCGCAUGGCCGGGGACCCCGUGGCCAAUGUGCGCUUCAACGUGGCCAAGUCCCUGCAGAAGAUCGGGCCCAUCCUCGACAGCAGCACGCUGCAGAGCGAGGUGAAGCCCAUCCUGGAGAAGCUGACCCAGGAUCAGGACGUGGACGUCAAGUACUUCGCGCAGGAGGCUCUGACGGUUCUGUCCCUCGCCUGAAGGUGGAAGAGGAGCCGAUGCCGCCGGUCUCUGAUGUCCGCCCUCCGCCCGUCCCUCCGGGGAGACAGUGGGGGGCCUCUAGCGUCCGCCCUCCCCCCUGGUUCUUCAGGGAGUCUCGGAGGAGCCUCCGGCUGCCGCUUCUGUGCAUGGUCCGACCCGGCCCCCCUCAGAACGGUUGUUCCUCUCCCUGGCCUGGGACUGAUUCCUCACCGCCAUCCUUCACCUCUGCCCCGGGGUACAGGGCCUCUGGGAGAGAUGCGUGCACCCCUGCACUGGCCCUGCAGCUGUAACAGGCACCCCUUCCCUGCACAACUCCCCUCAGUGGUUUCUGUGUCAAUUGUGCUGUUUGGAUGUUACUCUUCCUUCCUCACCUUUCUUUUAUCAGAAAUAAAGUCUUGAAGGCGCUGGUCA